Dentiscutata heterogama is the source of this 438-nucleotide messenger RNA. Lineage: Eukaryota; Fungi; Glomeromycota; Glomeromycetes; Diversisporales; Gigasporaceae. The record is from the annotation of a GenBank genome assembly.
AUGUGUAGUAAUAAACUUCUCAAGAAAAUCGGUAGCAUAAUUAGCAGAAAGUUGACUCCUGAAGAAAAAGAUAGUAAAUUCAUUAGAGAAGAAACUAUAGCUCCACUUGGAUUGACUAUAAUCCCACCUACAUUUAUCUCUAAUAUAAAAAAUAAUGCCUGUCUUAGUAAUAAAAAAUCUAGCACGAUUCCAACUGAAAUACUCAUAGAAAAAUCUAACCCUAAAACACCAAACUAUAUUUUACUGGAUAUUCAUGAUUUUUACAAAAUACUUCCUGGGAAAUCAAAAGAUUCAUUGUAUCGCAGAUCAAAUAUCUCUACAACUUCUGAUUCGAGUACUUCAAAUGUUGAUUCCACAUCUAGUUCAGGAAUAGAAAGCCUUGCCCAUGCUUCGCAUAAUGAAGCUAGUAUUUCUGAUACAAAUCUCAUCAUGUUAUAG